Molecule: messenger RNA, 2247 nt
Organism: Phascolarctos cinereus (koala)
Lineage: Eukaryota; Metazoa; Chordata; Mammalia; Diprotodontia; Phascolarctidae
Gene: MTNAP1
Product: mitochondrial nucleoid associated protein 1
Source: RefSeq, a predicted model, not a curated record
GCCUUUUUUGUAGUCCUCUUUGGAGCGGCUGGAGGUAGCAAAUGGAGUGUCCCGGAGAAGGGCGUGCUUGAGGGUUUCUUAACCUCCCCAGAGGAGAGGCGGGGAGCUCUCAAAGUGACAACCUGAGUUGUGGGGAGUCCCCUAAAAGGGACAGCCGCUAGUGGAUUGCAGUGCUCCGAGAUGGGGACUGACUGCUGACUCGGAUCUCCACGCUCCCUCGGAAUCCUAACGCUCGCCUACCUUGGAGUUUAAAGCAGGUGUUAAGGGAACGGGUCCAGGCUCUGGAAAGACCUACCCCAGCCGCUGAGCAGGCGUCCCCGUUCAGGGGAUACAUAGAAGCCAUGAACCUACAGCACAGGGACCCCCGAGGAGGCUUCUUAGGGUCUUAGGCUUUGGAAUUGGAAGGAACUCGUGCUUUUGGGAAAAUCGAGGCCCAGAGAGGAGGAAAAUGGCAGACAUCUUACCCCAAAUGGAGCUGUGUCCCUACUGUAAGAAACAAUUUAAACGGUUAAAGUCUCAUUUACCUUACUGUAAGAAGGUAAGAGCCAUUCUUCCAUUUAAUUCAGACAUUACUCAUUCCAACGCAGUUUUGUUCCAAGCCCCAAAGUCAAAGGAGCUGCAGAAAGAACCAAAAAAAGCUGAUGAUGAAGAGACACGUAAGAAAAGUCAAAGUAAAAGAAGAAACACUAACCUUAUAAAGCCUAGAAUACAUAGUGCUGAUUUAGAAAUGAGAAACAAUGAGCAGACAAGUGAAGAUAUGAAGAAGAAAAUUAAAAUUACCCCCCAAACAACACAGAAUCCUACUAGACCAAAAAGGGUUGUGUUUAUGGCUGAGAAUUGGCAUGUGCUUUCUGCAGAAAAAAAAUAUUCCAAAGCAAAAUUUACAAAAUAUUUACCUAUAUCAGGGGAAGAAGACAAGAGCAAAAAUCCUUCAGAAAUUUGUUGGGGAAGCUCUUCCAAACAGUCUUCUACCAAUGAAGAUAAAAAACAUUUUUCAAGCUUGCUAAAUGGUUUCAGAAUUGAGCACCCAGGACAGAAACUGCUGACAAAAACAUUAAACUUGCCUUUCCGUGUUUGUGAGAGUUUUCCGAGUCUUGACAGGAGUCAGAAUCCUUAUGCAACUUUACAGAGCAAUGAGAGAGGCCCCAAAGCUAGGGACCCCAUUUCAGAAGCCUUACACACUGUCAAUAACUCUGACACCCAGAGAAGAAACACAGGAUCAUUCUUCUCAGCCAAUUGUGUAAACUCCUCAUUGUACAAGACCCUCCAGACCAGAGGAGUGGAGAGCCAUCAUAUGAAACAUAGAGCAAAGGAAAAAGAGUUUCACUUUGGGUUAGAGGCAGCUGGAAAAGGUAGUUGGAAUAAAGGAUUUGAAGGCAAUAAAUCACCUGAGGUAGAAAUAUCAAAAUCAGAUUACAUGAGGGAUGGUCUUAGGAAACAAGUUAAUACCAGUGAUUUAGCCACCGAGAAGACACCUCACCAUGAUAAUCCUGAUUCACCCUUGUUACCUUCAGGGAAGCUAGCUUAUGAAGAGACCCUUUCUUUGGCAGAUUUAGGUAACCAAAGCUUCUCUACUUUGGUUUUACAAUAUCUGCAAGAAGAGGAAGAUGGAUACAAGGCUCUGGUCACUUCAGCUAAUCCAGUGGAGAAUAAGAAACUAAUAUCUUCAGAGCCUGACUCUGAUCCCAAGACUUGGGCAACACACACUGAGUAUCAUCAGCAGCUUUUAAACGCAGUCUGGCAUUGUGCUCCUAAAAACUUGACCAGUGGUCACAUUCAAGCUACUGGCAGCAAAAGCCUACCUAUGUCUUUGGGGCUAGAGUGGUUUCCAGAACUCUAUCCUGGGUAUCUACAUCUAGGAGUGUUACCAGGGAGACCUCAGAAGGGGAAUAUUGAGAUCCAGAAACCUCACCACAACUUCCCAGAAGAAGAAGGAUCCUUACGAGUUCUGGAAAGAAGUCUGAUGGAUAUAAAGAUUGGAAAGUUUCCAUCUUGGCUUACAAUCUCCAACUUCUCUUUAAUGGGACUGCUGGGAAAAGUACAAAAAGCCUGGAUUAAAUACCCAAAAUAUGUCAGCUUGAAGAAGGGUGGCAUCGGUGGCAUCACCAUGCUGUUUGCUGGAUACUGGGUCCUUUGCUACAGCUGGAGUUUCAGCACCUGAAGCUGCAGCGUUGGCGCAAGCACCACUAAUCUGGAUACUGUGCAUCGUGCCAAGAAUUCUUCUGAUAGACUAGGAGAGGCACAGUA